GCGAAGGUGUGGCCUCGAGGCAACAACACAGCAUGCAGGUAGACAGCAUAAAGCUUGAUCGGAGUACCCAUAUACUCUGUUACAGUGACUGUCUGCACUUGGACAAUGACACCAACACUCCUAUUGUGGGUCCUCAUCCUAAAUGCCUCGCUCAAGCCCUCAGAAAGCCAUGGUCACGAGUUUGAGGAGGUGAAGGACUAUGAGGUGGUUCGACCUGUCAAACUUCACACAGUUAGAAAAAGACAUGCAGAGAAUCACAGGCCAGAGGCUAUUAAGUAUGCAAUGACGGUGGGAGGAAAAAACAUUGAAAUGCAGCUAGAAAGAAAUAAUGAAUUACUCACUAAAGAUUACACUGAGACAUACUACCAAGAGGAUGGGACACAAGUCACCACAAGCCCAACCAACGUUGAUCACUGCUACUAUCAUGGGAGGAUUGUGAAUGACAACAAAUCAUCUGUUAGCAUCAGCACUUGUGAUGGACUCAGGGGUUACUUCAGAACAUCUGCCCAGAGGUACCUGAUUGAGCCCCUGUCUGGUGGCGAUGAGGGGGAUCAUGCAGUGAUGACUUUUAAUGAGACAAACUCCACACCAGCAGUGUGCGGUGUCACCAACACCAGCUGGAGUGAUGACUUUGAACCUCCAACAAGCCGAAGCCGCUCCAGAUCAGCGGGUAUGUCUAUUGUCCAGCAACAGAAAUAUAUUGAGCUCUUCCUUGUUGCUGAUAAUCGUGAGUACGUGAAGAUGAAGCGAGAUCAGACGGAACUGAGAAAGAGGAUAUUUGAGAUUGUCAACUUUGUCAACAUGGCAUACAAGCCGCUGAGGACCUUCAUUGCUCUGGUGGGAUUGGAGAUCUGGUCCAAUGGUGACUUGAUCUCUGUGACCCCGCCGGCUGGGGCCAAUCUGGACGCUUUCAUGAAGUGGAGAAACUCUGUGCUGGUGAAAAGGACAAAGCAUGACAACGCACAUCUCAUCAGUGGUAUUGACUUUGAGGGAGCAACUGUGGGGCUGGCCUUCAUUGGGACUCUUUGCUCAGGUCACUCUGUUGGAGUAAUACAGGAUCACAAUGACCGGGCCAUUGCAGUGGGGGCGACACUGGCUCACGAGAUGGGCCAUAACCUGGGUAUGAACCACGAUGACUCGAGUGCCUGUGCUUGUUCGGGGGAUAGCUGCAUCAUGGCUGCAGCACUCAGCUGGAACAUCCCUCGGACUUUCAGCAGCUGCAGCAGCAACAGCUACGAGAGAUACCUGACAAGCCGCAACCCCAGCUGCCUGCUGGAUAAACCAGACUACGAGUCUCUGGUGGCUCUUUCAGUCUGCGGGAACGGUUUCGUGGAGAAAGGAGAGCAGUGCGACUGCGGCACUGUGGAGCAGUGCACCAACCCGUGCUGCAACGCCACCACCUGCACCCUGAGUGAGGGCUCUCAGUGUGCUGAAGGCGAGUGCUGUGACAACUGUAAGAUCUUGCCCCGGUCCAAGGAGUGCCGCAGGAAGCAGGAUGAUUGUGAUCUGGCAGAGUACUGUGAUGGGCAGAGCACCACCUGUCCUGAGGAUGUCUUUGCUGUGAAUGGCCUCCCCUGUGACGGGGGCCAGGGAUACUGCUACAACGGCCAGUGUCCACAGAGAGCAAACCAGUGUGUCAAGAUGUAUGGAACAAGCGCUGUAGAGGCCGGUCUGAACUGCUACAGCCAGAACACCAGAGGAACCUAUUACGCCUUCUGUAAACGUCCCUCAAACGACAUGUACAUCCCUUGCCAGAAAGAGGACGUGUAUUGUGGGAAGCUCUUCUGCCACAGCAGUCAAGAAAACCCAAACUACGGCCGCAUGGUCAAGUUCGGUGAGUGCAAGGCAGCUUUCUUCAGUGACUACAUCACCGACUACGGCCAGGUGGACGCUGGGACCAAAUGUGGGGACGGAAAGGUGUGCAGCCAGAAUGAGUGUAUGGAUCUUGAGACAGCUUUCAGAAAUACAAACUGUUCAGCAAAAUGCCCAGGCCAUGCUGUUUGCAAUCACAAGAGUGAAUGUCAGUGUGAGCCUGGUUGGAUGCCUCCUUCCUGCGAUUUGGAGGAUGGAUCUUUCGGGUCCCUUUCUAAUGGAGCAGCUGUUGCCAUCGCAUUGGCAGUCAUACUAGUGGUUUCAGGUAUCAUUGCUGGUGUCGUUGGGUUCAUCUGGAAAAAACGACAAAGCCCCAUAUUGCCAACUGCACACACCCAAAGGAAGCAGCCAGCCGUGGGCCGAUCCGCUCACCACAUAAACAAAGGGCCAGCUCCUAGUCAACCCAAGCCAGUGCCACAGGUUGGAAGGCCAAAGCCCAAAGGAGCUCCACCUCCACCGCCUCCAGCAGGGAACAGACCUAAACCCCCGAGCCAGAACUACAUAGCUGCACGCCAGGCUCUGAGGCCAGUGCCUCCACCAAAGGUGUGACGUCUGAUACAGUGCCACCCAUCAGUAAACCUGGGGAGACUGUCCUUUGUCCACUGUCCCUGAAGAGAGGCUGCAGGCAAUCCAGAGAAGCAGAAAUUACACAACAGUUCCCUCUGCAGUCUCUUUUUCACUGCAGUGCUGACUGAAGGCUGGUGGAGGUUUUGUUUGUUACUUGCUUGCCAUGCACUGAUGACUUGUAAUUACAGGAAUGAACCUUUUGUUUUUCAAAGCACUUUUUUUACCCUAUAGGGUUCGUAUAACUAUAAACAGCUCUGGCCCUAAAUGUAAACCAUAUCAUUUUCUACAUGUUAUUUUGUCACAGUAAUGUUACAGAAUAUUGCACAAGACUGAAUUUUUAAACCUCAAAAACAAAACUGAACGGCUCUGAUUGAAGCAGCAACAAGGAUCUUUCAUUUUGUGUUGAUUCUGGCGGCCCCUGUGGUCAAAAGUGGUAGUGUUUCCAACGCCUCUGAUUUCAAGGGGAAUCCGACCCUGUGGCAGGCCGAUUUUCUUGCUGAUGUCUUGCUCGAAACAAACGCUGAUUAGGACUGCAUUUACCCCGCCACUCUAAUGUUAUAUAAUAUGUACAGCGUAGUUUUAAUGAAAUCUCACAGCAAUGCCUUUAUUAAAAAUACAGUAAAAGGAGAGGAUGCCAGAAAGGACCAGAUUAAUGCUGGUGACUUGUAGUUUAUGUUUAUAAGAUACAGUGGGUCUACCAGGUUUUAGGGCACUUUUAGGAGCUCCUGAUUAGGAGCCCAUAUUUAAUGCUCAACUAAAAGCAGGUACAGUGGAAAGGCUGGCCAUUCAAGUGUAUAUACCAUAUUUUACACACGUAGAUAGAAUUCAGUUUUUAAAACAAAUGUACAGCAUGUUGUCUAAAGGUUCAAGAUCAAGGUAAUUUCCAAUUAAACAAAAUGUUGUACCUUAUUAUAAUUAAUACUAAUUUGGUGUAUGUAAAUAGAUUUUUGCACACUUGCACACGUCAUAUUGCUGCUUGUCUACGUUUACUAUGUGAACAGAUACAUGGUGUAUUAAAUAUCUUGUGAGCAGUACUGAGCAUGGUGUUUUUAAAAGAACAAUGUUGCAGCUGAAAUGUUUUGGCAUUAUUAACCAAAACCCUGUAACUAGUGAGCAGCGAGGACACCAGGCAGCAAAGGUUUCAGUGACCAUAAGUCUCAACUACGCCAGUAUCUGAAAAAACAGAACACUAUGUUCCUGUCAUGUGCUGUAUUAUAGGAGGCCGUAACCCAGCUGGUAGUAAUCUUGAUGUUAGACUGAAUAUUACUCUUCUCCACUUUACCAGCAUGGCACUAACCUCAGACUUUCCUAGUGAAGAGGUUGGGGUUGUACUGGGCAGCUGCAAGCCAGGAUGUCUAUGAUGUGUUAUUGAUAUUCAUGUGAAUUAAUAACAGACAAAUAAACUUUUUUUGUACAAAUGAAUUGUGUGUA
Messenger RNA from Morone saxatilis (striped sea-bass), 3870 nucleotides. RefSeq names its product ADAM metallopeptidase domain 28 (gene adam28). Gene Ontology annotation, cellular component: plasma membrane. The coding region runs from base 106 to 2421 and encodes 771 amino acids. The record is from RefSeq and is a predicted model, not a curated record. Gene Ontology annotation, biological process: proteolysis. The transcript is spliced from 22 exons. Gene Ontology annotation, molecular function: metalloendopeptidase activity. NCBI's taxonomy places the organism in Eukaryota, Metazoa, Chordata, Actinopteri, Moronidae.